AUGGUUUCAAAAAAAUUAACAGAACUACUAAAUCUUGAAUGUUUAAUAUUGCCUUGCAAUAUUACACUCAGUGAUGAAACAAUAAUUGCAAUUUCAAAAAAUUGCAAAAAACUUAAACAUUUGAAAAUACCACAUUGUAGAUUAGUACAAUCAAAUAAUGACAAUGUCAUCGUCAAAUUAAAGGGAUUAAAGAAAUUUUAUUGUGCUAGUUGCAAAAAACUUACUGAUGCUGGUGUCAUUCAAUUUAUACAUAAUAAUCCAGAUCUUGAAGUUCUUGAUAUUUGCUUCAUCCCAAAUAUUACAGUUGAUACUUUCAUUGCUGCUGAUCAGGCAACUGAAAAUCGUGUAAAUGGUGUUAUUUUGUACAUACGUUUUUAUUAUGAGGACAUAGAAGAAGCUUUUGAGUUGAUAAUUAAAUCUCAAUGUACAUACCAUAAUUCAAAAUAUCUUGCUGAUCCGAAUAUAGCUGAAAUUCAAUCGCAAUACUGUGUACACUUUCUACCCUUUACACUCAGUCAUCCAUUAAUAAUCGCACUUUCAAAAAAUUGUAAAAAACUUAAACGUUUGGAAAUUGCCCAUGGUACAAUAGAAGAAUCAACAGAAUUAAGAUUUUCAUCGGCAUCUGUUCUUGAUGACUUAUCAAAACUGCAAUAUCUUGAACAUUUAAAUUUGAGCUUCGUUGCCGAUCUCAAAAAUAGUACUAUUCUUGCUAUUGCCAAUAAUUGUAAGAAAUUAAAAUUUUUGAAUAUCGAAGGUUGCAUAAAUAUUACUGCAACAUCUCUCAUGGCUUUAACGAGCUUAAAAAAUUUACAAGAAUUAAAUGUAAAUUCCCAUAAUAUAAAAGACAAUUUCAUUGUCAAAUUAAAUGGAUUAAAUAGAUUGGAUUGUGCUGGUUGCAUAAAUCUUACUCAUACUGGUAUCGUUCAAUUUUUGAAUAAUAAUCCAGAUCUUGAGUUUCUUGAUAUUACAUCAAUCUUCCAUAUGGAUAUUAUCGAUGCUGCAAAUAAGGCAACUAAAAAUCAUAGUACUAUUCUUGCUAUUACUAAUAAUUGUAAGAAACUAAAAUUUUUAAAUAUCGAAGGUUGCAAAAAUAUUACUGCAACAGCUCUCAUGGCUUUAACGAGUUUAAAAAAUUUACAAGAACUAAACGUAAACUUGAUUAAUAUAACAGACAAUGUCAUCGUCAAAUUAAAAGGAUUAAACAGAUUGGAUUGUGUUGGCUGCAUGAAGCUUACUGAAAAUGGUAUCAUUACAUUUAUGAAAAAUAAUCCAGACCUCGAAAAUCUUGAUAUUAGAUUAAUCAAUUAUAUGGAUAUUAUCGAUGCUGUAAAUGAGGCAACUAAAAAUCGUACAAAUGGUAUUAUUUUGAAAAUUCACACUAUUGAUGACGAGUUGAUAAAAGAGUCCAAGUGUUUUAUUACAUCUCCAUGGGUGGUCUUUAGAAGAAAUUCUAAACGGAUUGAAAUUUAUGAAGAUAAUCUUUAUAAUUAG
Molecule: messenger RNA, 1491 nt
Organism: Aphidius gifuensis
Lineage: Eukaryota; Metazoa; Arthropoda; Insecta; Hymenoptera; Braconidae
Product: F-box/LRR-repeat protein 7-like
Exons: 4
Coding region: 1-1491 (496 amino acids)
Biological process (GO): SCF-dependent proteasomal ubiquitin-dependent protein catabolic process
Cellular component (GO): SCF ubiquitin ligase complex
Source: RefSeq, a predicted model, not a curated record